Molecule: messenger RNA, 2982 nt
Organism: Amblyraja radiata (thorny skate)
Lineage: Eukaryota; Metazoa; Chordata; Chondrichthyes; Rajiformes; Rajidae
Product: septin-9
Exons: 12
Coding region: 203-1960 (585 amino acids)
Molecular function (GO): GTP binding
Source: RefSeq, a predicted model, not a curated record
GAUUAAUGGGAGUGUUUCAUAAGCAGUUGGACUGUAUGAAGGAGCUCCAUUUGUUAAUCUUUGAAUGAAAACUUAUGUGAAUCAGUCAACUUCCUGCAAAAUUGAACCUUUUUGUUUUGAUUACUGAUCGGUGUGGAAGUGAUCCAACUUGAUCCUGAAAACUUUUUUUUUUAAAAUCUUGUAUGCAACUCAGAAACCAGCCAUGAAGAAAGGUUCUUUUUCGGGAAUCACAAGGACUGCAAGUGGAAAAUUGCGAAGAACUGCUGACAUCAGCAAUUCACCUUUGAAACGAUCGUUCGAGGUAGAGGAAGUGGAACAGGCAGCCCCGAAUCCUUCCACUCCCUCCAGGCGAAUUCCAACUCCUCUGUUGAGACCGAGUCAAUCAUCUGGACACAAAUAUCAAGAUUUGGGAGCAAAGUUUACAGAUCCAAGCUUGCAGCAGGCGGAAGCAUUGAAUGCUAAAUCACCAAAGUCUUCAGUCAAGAGAAUCGAAAUUUCAGGCUCUAAGCAUCCAGAGCAAAUCUCGCGGAGAGCAGAAAUUUCUAUUGACCUCUCUUCAAAGCAAGGGGAAGCUGCAAGUCAUGGUGCCCCAAAGGUUGGCCUUAAGAGGUCGGAACUUCUAGGCCACAAGCCUCCGGAAACGGUUCCUCGGAGAACGGAAAUAUCUGGAGCCAAGGUUCAGGAAAUCUCCUCGAGAAGAUUGGAAGCUGCAGGCUCCAAGCUCUCUGACUCCAUUCCAAGAAGAACUGAGAGCUUUGGAUCGUCCCCAACGGAGGCAUCUCCAAGAAAGGUGGAGAUUCAGGCAGCGAAGCAUCAAGAAGUCCCUGCCAAACAGGUGGAAAAUUCGAUCCCUCCCCACAAUAAUUACCAGCAACAACAGGAAGUGCAACCAGAGCAAGCACUGACUGAAAAUAAAGUAAAGAGCCAGAACAGUGCAGAAAAUAGCUCGACCAAAGCCAGCAGCAUGUCGGAACAUUCCAGAGACGGAGGCCUUAAGCAGCCCGUACAGAAUGAGAAGCCAGGCUUUGACAAUUUUGGCUAUGUGGGCAUUGAUUCCAUUCUUGAACAGAUGAGGAGGAAAGCUAUGAAACAAGGAUUUGAAUUCAAUAUAAUGGUUGUAGGUCAAAGCAGUCUGGGAAAGUCCACAUUAAUAAACACUCUAUUCAAGUCCAAAGUCAGCCGGAAAUCUGUCGAAGGGAAGGAAGAAAAGAUCCCACAAACAGUUGAAAUGAAGUCAAUCAGUCACGACAUCGAAGAAAAGGGUGUCCGGAUGAAACUCACAGUAAUCGAUACCCCGGGAUUUGGUGACCAAAUAAACAAUGAGAAUUGUUGGCAGCCCAUCAUGGAGUUUAUUAAUGAUCAGUACGAGAGGUACUUGAAAGAAGAGCUAACCGUCGAUAGGAAGAAGCGAAUCCCAGACACCAGAGUACAUUGCUGUAUAUACUUCAUUGCACCAACCGGGCACUCUCUUCGAACCUUAGACAUAGAAUUUAUGAGGCGGCUGAGCAAGGUGGUGAACAUUGUCGCCGUCAUCGCAAAAGCAGACACUUUAACGCUGGAAGAGCGGGACUUCUUCAAGGAAAAGAUCAAAAAAGACCUUCAGAAGCAUGACAUUGAUGUCUAUCCUCAAAAACAAUUUGAUGAAGAUGCGGAAGAUCGACUAUUAAAUGACAAAAUUAGAGAAAUGGUGCCUUUUGCUGUGGUGGGCAGUAACCUGGAGUACCAGGUAAAUGGACGGAGAAUCCUCGGCCGGAAGACAAAAUGGGGGACGAUUGAAGUGGAAAGUACGUCUCACUGCGAAUUUGCCUAUUUGCGUGAUCUGCUGAUAAGGACUCACAUGCAGAAUCUCAAGGAUGUAACCAACACCAUUCACUAUGAAUCAUACAGAGUGCAGCGACUGAGUGAGGGCAAUGGGUUUUCCAAUGGAGUGGCAGAGAAGGAUUUGAACAGCAACAUGUAAAAUGUGUUUGGCUUUUCCUACAGGCUGCUGAAUCUAUUUGACCAGCUAACAUUAAAAAGUAUGUGGUAGUGUAUUGGCACUGCUUGUCUUAAGAUUAUUUAUUCCACACUAGGCAGCUCUGUUCACAAAAAGAAUGACCGUUAACACAUCACAAAACCAAGUAUUGCUUUCUUGCUAUAUUUUUGUAUUGCUAACGUUCGUGAAUGUUCUUUAAAAUGAGACCAAAGGGGUUAUUGAGGAAUAUUUAGCAAGAAACUGCAAAAGUGACUUUUGUGUCUGAGAUUUUAUUUUUUAACGAAGCUAAAUUGUUCCGGGGGGAAACAAAACGUAAAAGCAAAACUGAUACAAUUUGCAAGCAAAACGCUUGUGUCAAUUUGUGAACAGAACGCUUUGUGGAUUAAAAAUUGCUUUUAAUACUAUUGCAGUGCUAAAGCUAAUUAAGUGUUUUACAGAACAAAAAAAAAUAAGAAAGUAAUUGCCUUAAUUAUUACUGCUCUAUUUAUUUUCAAUAUAUUACUAGCAUGUUUCAGUAUAUCAAAACACAGCCAACUGACCUGUAUUCAAGAAAAUCCCCAAACUGUCUUUCUUCCUUGACUGCUUUCAUUGGUGUUGAAAGUUAACACAACAUGGAAACUCGAAUAAUUGUGAAGUAAAGUGGAACCUGUUGAAAAAAAAACAAGCUUUGUAUAGCGAUGUAUACAAUAUUUUCACAACGGGUAGAAAGGAUGCUUCUUUGCCAAAAAUUGUACUACUCACUGAAAGAUAUAAAGAGUUUAGUUUCAUUAAAACAAGGCACUUCUUGGAUUUUUGUCCAUCUGAGCAAAGUGUAAAAGGAAUGUCACUCAGUACUUUGAAAAUGUAAUUAAUAAUAUUGAAAAUUGAAGCAUAUCUUUUGUCUUUCAUUGUAUGACCUUUGAUGUGCAAUUUGGGGGGUCUACAUUGUCAAAUUAGACUUUUUGUAUAAAAUAAAAAUGUGUGUUUGAUAUAUAUUUCCUAAAAUAAACAUUGCAAAUUUAAUGUUC